AAGAAGCUUCCUUUUAAGCCGACGGCUUUGCGCAAUGCGGCGCCACUCUCACAACCUACCGUCUCUGUAGAGGAGAGCAAACGAAGCGAUGGCAAUAAUGACGAUGACUUGGACCUGUUUCGCCAAUCCAGGGAAAUGGCACCCAUCGUGGCCGCUGAGAGAGAGAGAAAGCUAAACAAGAAGAAACAGAAGCAGGUGGAGGAAGUUCGGCGCCUUUCGGAUAUUGCAGAGACACAGCUUUUGGAUUCUGACAAGGAAGAUGCUCCAUCCCUUCCUACUAAGCGCUCGGAUGCAAAUGAAGACGUCCAGGCAACUCCUGUGGACGAGUCUUUGCCGCUGCAUGGGGACGACUUCAGGGACCUUGUCACUCCUCCUCCUUCGAAGCGCUCGAGACGUGACUCAGAUCAAGGCUCAAAGUCGUCCAAACGACGUCGCUCAGCUGCAAAGUCUUUGGAUGACGAUCCAUUCAACAAUCCCCCAUCGCAACAGUCAAUACGAUCAAAUUCCAAUAUACACACACCUAGUAAACGCCCCAAAAAGGAGUCUGUGACGCCGAGUGGUGCGCCGCUGAUCUCAAUCGAUUCUGACUCUGCAUCUGACUCUGAAUCUGCCCCUGAGAAUGGCUUCGACUCCAACGAUGGCAAUGUCCGCGCCAAUGCGCCUGAUACCACGAGCCAACGGGAAGAUAGCCUUCCUGAUGCUGUUCCCGAUACUCAGAUGACAGAGGAGAUUGAAGAGGAUGACGAUGAAUUCGGCGAGUAUGUUCGCAGGGCUGAGGAACAGCGUGCCCGUGACAAGGACAUGAUGCAAAUGGAUUCCGAAAGAACCGCAAAGAAGGACGCGGCAGCCGACAUCAUGGUCAGAUCCAAUAUUCCCAACACCAAAGUCGCCCAUAUAAAGUACCAGUUUAACAGACCGCUUCGCUUAAUACGGGAUAGUUGGAUUGCGCUUCAACGUAGGAAGGAGGUGCAGCUACCAAUCAAUUCAGACGAUGACAUUAUCCUGACCUGGCAAAGGAAGAAGGUGUACACAUAUUCUUCCCUACUUGGGCUGGGCAUCCGGCCACAAGGCGACGGCAAAAUCAUCGCCGACGAAUACAGCAAAGGGGGGUUACAGGAUGGGCGUACAAAGGUGGUUUUGGAAGCCUGGACCGUGGAGGGCUUCAGCCAGUGGGAGCAUGAGGAGGAGAUGCGUAUCAAGAGAGAAGCCGGCGAACUAUCAGAGGAAGAGCCGACGCAAGAGCAAGAGGACAAGCGUGCUAAACUGCGUGUCAAACUCGUCGCCAAAGACAUGGAGGUGGUCAAGCUGAGUGUGCUGCUAGAGACUACGGUCGAGACGCUCAUGAUUGGAUUUCGGACCCAGAGGGAUAUUGGAUCAGACAAGGAUGUGGGUAUUUGGUUUGACGGCGAGAGACUUGAGGAGCAUCAGACUAUGGAGGAUGCUGGUAUCGAUGACAUGGACACAUUGGAGGUACACAUCAAGUAG
Trichoderma virens Gv29-8 is the source of this 1485-nucleotide messenger RNA. RefSeq lists its product as uncharacterized. The record is from RefSeq and is a predicted model, not a curated record. NCBI's taxonomy places the organism in Eukaryota, Fungi, Ascomycota, Sordariomycetes, Hypocreales, Hypocreaceae. The transcript is spliced from 3 exons. Gene Ontology annotation, molecular function: protein binding. The annotation marks the transcript as partial.